Molecule: messenger RNA, 5367 nt
Organism: Lethenteron reissneri (Far Eastern brook lamprey)
Lineage: Eukaryota; Metazoa; Chordata; Hyperoartia; Petromyzontiformes; Petromyzontidae
Gene: FBXO42
Product: F-box protein 42
Cellular component (GO): SCF ubiquitin ligase complex
Molecular function (GO): protein binding; ubiquitin-like ligase-substrate adaptor activity
Source: RefSeq, a predicted model, not a curated record
AGAUGGUGGCUGCAAGUGGGGACUCGACGGAGCUCGGUUCGGUGCGCCACUGAGAAGAAGGAAAAUAAAACCUCGGACGAAGUCUUCACCUCUCCACCACCACCAACCAACCAAAUCACCCUCCUCCAACCUCGUUCGCGCCGCGACUGAAGGAGCGAACUUAAAUGCCCGAUGCAGUAAAGAGGAGAGCAGCGCGCGUCGUUUACAGAGGCGGCUCGGAGGAUCGCAAAGGGGCAGCAGCAUGGCGAGCUCGUCAGACAGUGAAGAGGAGCCCUACUACCCCGACUCUGAGGACAUGCAGGAUGUGAGCCUCUCGCUCGGCGGCGGGGCCGAGUGGCCCGGCGCUAUCGCGGCGUUGGAGGCAGGUGGGGAGGCCAUGGAUGUGGAGGAGUUGGCCGACAGGCCAGGCCUGGGGCUUUGUGGAGCGGUGCAGCAGCAACAGCAGCACGAGCGAUCGGUUUGGGAGCUCCCGGAGGAGCUCCUGGAGUACAUCCUGGCAUUCCUGUCUCCCUACCAGCAGCACAAGACGGCCGCACUUGUGUGCAAGCAGUGGCACCGCCUCAUUAAAGGUGUUGCACGGCAGUGCUACCACGGGUUUAUUCGAGCUGUGCAGGACGGACGCAUUCAGUGGGAGAGUCGUACAUACCCCUAUCCCGGCACACCCAUCACGCAGCGCUUCUCUCACAGUGCUUGCUACUACGACACAAACCACUCCAUGUACGUGUUUGGGGGCUGCACGCACAGCAGUUGUAACGCUGCCUUCAACGACCUCUGGCGGCUCGACCUCAACAGCAAGGAGUGGAUCCGGCCGCUGGCCUCUGGCUCGUACCCGUCCCCCAAAGCGGGCGCCACGUUGGUGGUACACGGGGACCUGCUGGUUCUCUUUGGAGGAUGGACACGGCCCAGCCCUUACCCCCUGCACCAGCCUGAACGAUUCUUUGAUGAGAUCCACACCUACUCUCCCUCCAAGAACUGGUGGAAUUGCGUUGUGACUACACAGGGGCCACCGCCAAUGGCCGGGCACUCGGCCUCUGUUAUCGGCAAUCAGAUGAUUGUUUUUGGAGGCUCCUUGGGAUCCCGGCAAAUGAACAACGAAGUGUGGGUGCUGGACCUGGAGCAGUGGGCCUGGUCGCGACCUGCUGUCACUGGCACCAAACCUCAGCCUCGUGGAGGCCAGUCCCAGAUUGUGUUGGAUGAUCAGACAAUCCUGAUCCUCGGUGGCUGCGGAGGCCCCAAUGCUGUGUUCAAGGAUGCGUGGCUGCUACUGCUGGACGUGCAGCCUUGGCACUGGCAGCAGCUGGAGGUUGUCAACGAAGAGCACUGCGCCCCUGAGCUCUGGUGCCACCCUGCAUGCAAGGUGGGAGAUUGCGUGGUGGUGUUCAGCCAGGCACCGAGUGGAACGCCGCUCAGCCCCAGCCUGCACUCGCGCCCGUCGCCCAUCAGCACCAGCCCGCCCGCCGUGCCGGCGCCCAUCCGACUGGGCGACCACAAAAGCCAGUCUCCUCACCGCUCGCCACGCGAACCCGAGGAGGAGGCGCAGUGCGUCAACGGGCGCUGGGGCACGCUGCGGCCCCGCACACAGCGCAGCCAGCCCGGUGGAGACUCGGGUAGCUCGGCGGGUUCCAGCCCCGAGUACGCCCCUUCGAUCGUAGAGGAUGGGAGCCCCAGGAAUUCCUCCAGAGAGGACGAAAACUACAUGUGCCCCCCAUCGAUCGGGUCUGACCUCUUGUCCAGCCUCACUCCAGCUCACACAGCGCAGCCCGCGGACCCUGUGCCUGUGACCUCCUCCAUUGUGCGUGAUGACUUGCGAGCUCACCCUGAGCGGCCCACUGAUCAGGUUCAAUCUGGCUCGGAGCCGGACGCAUCGAGCGCCAGGAUGCCGCUUCCUGGUGUGGGGCAUCUCCUCUCGGGGCCCAGUAGGGAAGCAAUAGCGACUGAGGCCGGCGACGGCUCGGCGGACAGGCCGCCCCUUUAUUCGGCAGAAACGAGCUACGCCUACAACUACGGCCCCGUAAAUGAACGGUCCGCAAAGUGUCCACCCGACAGCUCGUGUAACUUCUCGUCCAGUCCUCUGAGGAAGCACCAGAAGCCGCCCUGGCAGGACCGUCCCAAUAACGCUCCGGGGCGCAGUUUGACGGAUGACGCGAGGAUUCAAAUUUGCGCGAGCCAUAGCGGUGCGACGGCACUAGGCGGCCUCGGAGAGAAUGGUGCGAGCAGCGUCAUCUCCGGGCUGCUGAGCCGCCCCGCCUCAUCCGGAUUCCACAAACACCGCAACUCAAACGCCGCCUCCAGGUGUAACGGGACUCAAGACACCGCCGCCUGCGAAAGGUCAUCUUUCAACGCAUCCGAACGAGACACCUGGCACAGGUCCGGUCUGUCCUCUCCGCAAAUGAACGGCUUGCACAGGUAUAUGGCCGCAGCCUCCGAACGGCACAGCGUUCGCAUGUUAUCGGCAGAAGCAGCAUCGGGGUUUGAUGUGCCUACCAAAGGCUGGAGAGAGUGCCCAGUCGGCAGCCAAUCUACCUCGUCGACGCACAAAGUGGCCUCAACCCUCGAGAAUAAACGCGCGGCCUCCAGCCCUACCCUCAACGCCGGGCUGAGAGCGGCUUUGCUUUCAUUUGAUAACGAAACAUCGGACAAUUCUCGGUCGGAGGAGGAUGUCAUGGUGACUGUGAGGCGAUCAGGACUGGGUGCUGCUGUAUUUGGCGCUCAGAGACACGCAGCAGACGGGUCAGCGGCAGCAACGGCUAGAUUUGGAGGAAGUGCGUUUACAUCCGCUAACAACAUGGGUCCCAAAAACGAUGUUUGGAGAGGCAGGACUGAGUCCACUAACCACAUGUCCAAAAGGAAAAACUUUGCCUCGGACUCAUCCCUAAGAAUAUCGCCAUCCCGGAUGAGUUCUGUCGGUAGUGAGGGCAGAUUCAGGGAAGCACUGACUGCCCGGCAACAUGAUGACGCAAACUGCGGUAGCUACUCCGUCAGGGAUGGGCAGGACCACAGGCUAUCAUUUGUGUGCCGACCGGAAUCGCCGAGUUGCGAUUUGUCCAGCAUGGACAUGGUGGGCCGGAGCUCCACUACGCUCUCUGCCGAGACGAAAGGACUCUCCGCCGACGUUCUCUCGGCUGCUCUACGAUCCGUGGGAACCUCGGUAUCGGUCGCAGAUAAAUCCGGAUCUGUUAGUGAGUGUGCGGCUCAUAACGACAGGAUGGAAUCUGGUGUAAAUGUGAAUGGGUCUGCUUCGGCGGUAGCUGCUGCUGCUUCUGUUGCUGCUACCCACAGCCCCACGGAAGAUGAAAUGGCACCAGCCGCAAGCUCAACUGAUGCAGAAGCAGCAGCAGAAGCAGCAGAAGCAGAGUCCGUCACAGGACCCAUCCAAAGCAGUGCGCCGGGAGGAGCAGCAGCAGCAGGUGGUGGUGGUGGUGGAGGAGGCGGCGGGGGAGGCGGAGGCGGAGCAUCGCGCUCCUUCCAGAACCUGGCACAGCGCCUGGGAGCGCCACGCCACCAUCCUCACUCGCUGAGCCUCGGCAAGCCGCUCUACCAGAGCCUCAACUGCAAACCCAUGCGCAUGUACGUGCUGGAGGUGGGGCAGGCACGCUCGAGCAGGCGUGUGGCGUGGAAGGGCCUUUCCUGCCGCUCAGUGGUGGGGCCACCCGAGACCAGCCUCCACACGGUGGUGCGCGGCCGGGGGGAGCUCAUAAUCUUCGGCGGGCUGGUGGACCGCAAGCAGAACGUGAAAUACUAUCCCAAAACCAACGCCCUGUACUUCGUUAGGGCCAAGAGGUAACAGCGAGGUGGCGGUGCCCAGGCAACGACGAUGUUCCCCCAGCCCCCCACCGUCCCUUUGCCGCCUUUUGUGUAUGCCGGUCCGUGGAUUGGUGCUGCUUGUUUUGACGUCAUCUUUUUCAUGGAAAUGUUCCUUCUGCUGAACCUCGCCCAUGGAAUCUCGUUAUUAAUAGGAUUUUAGGAACUAAUUAAUUCGCAUUUUGUUACUUUUCGUUAUUCUGAAGUGCAGUUUUUAACGUGCGUCGUGACGUCCGCCGACCCAUGUACAACGUCGACGUUUACCUGUUCGUGUUCAUUUUGGUUUUGCAUACGGAUUACCGUUUUGCUUGAGGGGGUUUAGCACUGGCUCGUUUUGAAGCCUGCACUGGAGGGGUUCGAUGUUUCCGGCGGUAGCAGAUUCUCUCUGUGUUGUUUCUCUGUGCCAUUGAUAUGCAAUAUUAAAAACAUUUAUUGAACGGGACAACCUUACUUCAUAUUUAUGGUAAUCUUUAAUUUAAAAGAAAAACACUAGUUUUGCCUUCAUUUGUCGAGAGCACAAUGCAAACGUACAAAGCCCCUGCACAGCUUGGAAACGGUGUUGAAGUAAUUAACGCAGUUGGUUGUUGAUACAUGUGAGAGCAAUUGUUAAAUUUGCUUUAGAACCCUUUCAUAUUUCGUUCCUUUUUAUCCCUAUUUCACAUUCUUUGCCAUGACAGAAAUAUGAAGAUAGUGAAAAUGUUGUCUUUUGUCAAUCCACUUGUGGAUUAAGGCCUUCCCAAAGAAGAUAGUUCUUUACCACACUGUGCAGUGUGGGUUGGUGAAGCGAGAAGGGGCGGGGGGGGGGGUCAGGACCCACUCACUAUUGAUGUUAGCUGCGGCCGCGAAUCAAACUCAGGUCGCUGGGUUCAUAGUGCAGUGAGCAAACCACCGCACCACUGCCCCCUCCACAGAUAUAUCCUUUCACAGUUCCCACAGCAUGGACUGCAUCGUCGCACCCUGUCGGGAAUCAAUCCCUGGAUAAAUGUCACUAAUAUUUUUGAAGUAACCUCACUGAUGCACAAUAUUAAACUUCAAUUGUGUACACUUAGACUGUAGAUUGUUGAAUACGUGAAACACUAAAAAAAAUGUUUGUACAAGGAGCUGAAAUGAGUGACGUAAAGUGAAAAGCCAAAUUUAACGCGAUAAUUUUGCGCGCAAUAAUUUGCGAUGAGGCCCGAAAGACUUCAACCGAACUACAUUCGACCAAUGUGGUUUAAGCGUGGGGCGCAUUCCCAGAGUCACGGUGGUGGUGGGCUUUAGAUAUGACCAUUCGUCCUGCAGGCCAUCCACAUUGCUCGUGUUCAACCUCCUAAUGAGACAAUUUCGUGACGACUGUACUUCAUAAGAUGGUGCUAAGAUGUGUGUUGGAUUGGCAGUGGGAGCCCCAUUCUGUCCUGGAGUAUAGUGAGAUCCGUUAACGAUAUUAGGUGGACUCUCUUGCCUUUGCCGACGCUGUGAUAAUGGUGGAAGUUUGAAACUUGUGAACACUUUGAUAACACACGGUACAAAGCUUGGACGCAGAGAUGCAAAAAGACUCGAUGUUUAACUUAAAAUAAAAAAACACAA